AUGCCCUCUUUUACUAGCAAAGAUAUUCCCGAUCUCAAAGAUCAAGCCAUCAUUGUCACGGGCGGAAACGCGGGCCUAGGACUCGAGACAGUGAAGCAGCUCAGCUUCCACAAUGCUGCUCGUAUCUAUCUCGCAGCCAGGUCGCAAGAGAAGGCCGAGCAGGCCAUCAGAGAGCUCCAGGCUGCUAAGCAGAAAGCCACAAACAUCGUCUUUCUAAAGCUCGACCUCGCAUCCCUCGAGAGCGUCAAAGAUGCCGCAUCCGACUUCCUCCGCCGCGAGACCUGUCUCGAUAUCCUCGUCAACAACGCCGGCAUCAUGAUGACUGCGGAAGGACUUACCAAGGACGGCUACGAAACCCAAUUCGGCACAAACGUCGUAGGCCCCGCGCUGUUCACUCAACUUCUGCUUCCCAUCAUGCGCGAAACCGCCAAUGUCAAUCCCCAGACACGGGUUGUGAUGCUCUCGUCUGCCGCGCAUGUCCGGGCGCCGAGCGACAUCUACAAGUUCGGCGAGUUCAAAACAAAAAUGUCCAACCGCGCCACGACCGAGAGGUACGCCAUAUCGAAGCUGGCCGACCUCCACUACGCCAAGGCCCUGGCCGAGCGGGAGCCGCACGUCAAGAUUGUCCCCGUCCAUCCUGGCACGGUGGCUACUGACCUCCACCAUGCCUCCGAGGGGGUUUUCCUCCGGCCUUUCCUAUAUACUGCCGUCAAGCUGUUCGCCACACCGGUUGAUAAAGGCGCCUUGUCACAGAUCUGGGCGGCUGUCAGUCCAGAUGCGAAGAGUGGGCAGUACUAUGGUCCGGUUGGAAAGGCAGAGUGUGGUUCUAAAGCAAGCCAGAACCACGAUCUUCAGGAGCAGUUGUAUGCAUACAUUCAGAGUGAGCUAGCUGCUUUUGAGUCGCAGCACAGCUGA
This is a messenger RNA of Diaporthe citri, 915 nucleotides long. RefSeq lists its product as uncharacterized. Lineage: Eukaryota; Fungi; Ascomycota; Sordariomycetes; Diaporthales; Diaporthaceae. The record is from RefSeq and is a predicted model, not a curated record. The coding region runs from base 1 to 915 and encodes 304 amino acids. The transcript has a single exon.